GCUGAUCGGUUCAUGUUAUUAAAAGUUCAUAUUUCAAAGAUCAAACUUUUGUUGUCUGGUAGUGUAAAUCAGGGAAUUUAAUAAAUCUAAUAUACACCAAUUUUAUAGAAACACGCCACGUUGCCUUUGUUCGUUGUGUGUCAUGCAGUGAAGUUUGCCAAAGAUGAAGCUCAUUGGAGAUGAUUGAUCGUUUCAUUUGUUGUUUCCUGGUUUUCAUUAUAUUCUGUAUCAUGUUAAAUAUUAUUGGAAUCUUUUUUUUUUACUUGAAACACUUCAUAUAAUCUUUUGCUUGGUUACUAAUACCGAAUUUAUUGAACCUUCUAAGAGUUUUUGUAAUAGCAUCGUUCAAAAUGCUUCAGCAAAUCCUAAAAGACAUGUAUAUAGACCCAGAGCUUCUGGCUGAAUUGUCUGAAGAACAAAAGCAAGUGUUGUUCAUCAAAAUGAGAGAAGAACAAGUUCGUAGGUGGAAAGAACGAGAAGCUGAAUUUGAAAAAAAAGAGAAAGUCAUAAAUUUGACGACGAAAAAGACGAACAACAAAAAAGGAGCGAACGUCCAUUAUUUAAUGGGAGCAGACGGAAAUCCGUGGACUUGGGUGUUUGGAGAAAGCGAUGAAGAUACGUCAGAAGACGAAAAAGAAAGAAGUCUGCGAGCCUUGGAAGACAGAGAGGUCGAGCGAAAGGCAAAGGAGCUGGCAGAAAAGGAAGCCGCUGAGCUGAGAAGAAAGGAACUUGCUGCUAUUGAAUUGAGAACCAAGCAACUCAAAAAUGAAGAAGAGAAACUCGAGAAAGAUCGUGCUGAAAAAGAGAAAUUACUCAAUGCAAACAAACAAUUGGUAGAUCAAAACUAUGCAAAGGCGAAAAACAAAUUUGUGAUCAAACUUGAUGAAAAUGAGAAGCGGCAAUUCAUAAACCGAAAUAAUGUAAAAGAGAAAGAACAGGCGGAUAGGCGCAAAUUGGAAGAGUUGAGGGAAAGAAAGCGAAAGGAAGAAGAACAACGAGAAGCAGAGGUUAGAGAAAAAGAGAAAUUGGAAAAAGAAAAAUUGGAGAAAGAGAGAAAAGAAAAAGAAGAAGCGGAUAAAAGAAAGGAAGAAGCAAUGAGAAAAAAAGACGAAUUGAAAAAGCAAAAAGAACGCGAAGAGAGACAAAAACAAGAACUAGCGAAAAAAGAAGCGGACGAAAAACGUAUACGAGAGUUGGAAAAACAAAAAAAGGAGGAAGAAAUGAGGAUAGCGGAACUAAAAAGACUGGAAGAAGAAGAAAACGAGAAAAAGAGAAUAAAGGAAAAGGAACUGAAAGAAAAACAAGAGCAGCGGGAGAAGGAAAUUUAUGAGAGGAUAAAAAAGCAAAAAGAGGAAGAAAGGAAGAACGAGGAAGAGUCAAGAAAGAAAGAUUACGAGGCUUGGAUCGAACGUGAGAAAAAGGCGAAAGUUGCGGAAUAUGAAAGACGAAGUUCUGUCAGUAUGGCGAGACGAGAAGUAAAACGUCGUGAGGAAGAAGUUAAAGAACUUCAAAAGCAAGGUUUUAUCGAAGUCGCGAGUGGUUUAUACCGACGUCUUUCACAGUCAAAAUCCAGGGCACAUCGUGUAGACUUAAAACAAUCGGAAAGUAUGAAAAAAGAGCGGCCAACUAUUUCUUCACCUGAACUGAUUAGCGCUACUGGAGCAACGAUUCCAGUCCGUUCAAUCAAGCCACCGAAACCAGAACGUUCGCCGCCCUCAAUACCUCGGAGAAACACUCGUCUCGGUCCUGCCCCUCCUCCCCCAGUAAAAAAUGGUAAUCCUGUUCAACAGAAAAGAACCGAUCGUCCACAUAAUCGACAACAAAUUAUUGAAUGGUGGCAAGAGAUCGAAUUACCAAAAGGUUCCGGAUUUCAAGAUGAUGCCGCUUUACCUUGGUUUCAUGGUAUAAUAUCAAGACAGGAAGCUGAAAGUUUGUUAGAAGAGAGACCUGUCGGUAGUUUUCUAGUCCGUGUUAGUGAACGAGUUUGGGGUUAUACAAUCUCGUAUCGAGCUGCUGAUCGCUGCAAACACUUCCUUAUUGACACCAGUGACAAUUCCUACCAAUUCUUUGGUCACAAUCAAAUAGCACACGCCUCGCUCAAUGAUUUAGUAAAAUUUCAUCAGACCAGGCCUGUGUCUGGCAUCGGAGGAGAACUUUUGUUAAAACCUUGUGGACAGAAAGAUGUCAAUGAACCUGACUAUAAAGAACUUGUCUCGCAAACAACAACAAUCUAACAAACAAAUAAUUGAAAAAUCAAUAUAUAUUUUUUAAAAACGAACUAGAAAAUAAUUUUGUACGUUGAUAAAAAUCUAACUAUAUUCAUUCGCAUUGGAAUCUGAACUGUGGUAAAUACUGUAUGUAGAAAAUUUAUUAAUUGUUUAGUAUAUGUAAUUCAUUAUAAUUUAUAAAUCAUAUAAAUUGUUUAUUACAGUUUACUUAUAGUUACCUAAAAGUAUAAUGCAAAAUUAUUCGGAA
Molecule: messenger RNA, 2475 nt
Organism: Dendronephthya gigantea
Lineage: Eukaryota; Metazoa; Cnidaria; Anthozoa; Malacalcyonacea; Nephtheidae
Product: SH2 domain-containing protein 4B-like
Exons: 9
Coding region: 351-2234 (627 amino acids)
Cellular component (GO): cytoplasm
Source: RefSeq, a predicted model, not a curated record